Messenger RNA from Nicotiana tabacum (common tobacco), 612 nucleotides. NCBI's taxonomy places the organism in Eukaryota, Viridiplantae, Streptophyta, Magnoliopsida, Solanales, Solanaceae. The record is from RefSeq and is a predicted model, not a curated record.
AUGGCGGUGAGUCUACGAAAUGGUAGAGACCUAGAUAUGGAGCAAGAAAUGGAUCGUGAAAAUCGACCUUCUAAAACAUUUUUGCUAGUACCUUCUGAGAUAGAUGAAUCAACGGAGUUAACUGAAGUGACAGUACAGCAUGCACAAGAGAACGCCAGCAAAGAAAAAGAGGUUGCGAAAGACACUGAGGUAAAGAUUCUAUUGAUUGACACCUUAAAGGAAAUGUCUGGUUAUGCAAAAAUGAUGAAGGACUUGAUGUCUCGCAACAAUGCAUUUGCUAAGGCACUGUGUGAUUUGGGGGCAAGCAUAAACCUGAUGCCCCUGGCUAUCUACAAAAGGUUAGGCAUUGGAAGAGCUAAACCCACGUCCAUGUUACUACAGCUGGCUGACCAAACAGUGAAGAGGCCCUCUGGUAUUCCUGAUGAUGUAUUAGUACAGGUUGGGAGGUUUGUGUUCCCAGUAGAUUUUGUCAUUCUUGACUAUCGGGUUGAUGAGGAAAUUCCCAUAAUUUUGGAAAGACCAUUUUUGGCCACUAGGAGAGCUUUAAUUGAUUGUGAAAUGGGAGCGCUCAAAAUAAGAUUAAAUGAUGAAGAAAUAGCAUUCAACAUGUAG